Molecule: messenger RNA, 1691 nt
Organism: Bombus terrestris (buff-tailed bumblebee)
Lineage: Eukaryota; Metazoa; Arthropoda; Insecta; Hymenoptera; Apidae
Gene: Ahcy
Product: adenosylhomocysteinase
Exons: 6
Coding region: 135-1436 (433 amino acids)
Biological process (GO): L-methionine cycle
Cellular component (GO): cytosol
Molecular function (GO): adenosylhomocysteinase activity
Source: RefSeq, a predicted model, not a curated record
GAUUGUACGUUCCUUGCCAGUAGUUUUACCGCAACCAGCCGGCGAAGACAUUUACUCUUACAUAUUGUGCGUUGCUUCGUUACUAAAUAAUUAGCUCUAUCUUCUUGCAAUAAUUCAACGAAUUGUCAACGAAAAUGUCUUCUAAACCUCCAUUUAAAGUUGCUGAUUUGUCGUUGGCGGAAUGGGGACGGAAAGAAAUUACUUUGGCAGAAAAUGAAAUGCCUGGCCUCAUGGCCAUCAGAAAAAAAUAUGGUCCAGAAAAAGUUUUAAAAGGUGCACGAAUUGCCGGUUGUUUACAUAUGACUGUACAAACUGCGGUUCUCAUUGAAACUCUGGUUGAACUCGGAGCUGAGGUUCAAUGGUCCUCGUGUAAUAUAUUCAGCACUCAAGACCAUGCAGCAGCAGCCAUCGCAAAAACGGGGAUUCCCGUGUAUGCUUGGAAAGGUGAAACUGAUGAAGAAUACCUCUGGUGCAUAGAACAGACCCUCGUAUUUAAGGAUGGAAAACCAUUAAAUCUGAUCCUCGACGAUGGCGGUGAUCUGACCAACUUAGUGCACACCAAAUUCUCGGAAUAUUUAAAAGAGUGUCGAGGUCUUUCCGAGGAAACCACAACCGGCGUUCACAAUCUGUAUCGCAUGAUGAAAGAAGGCAUUCUGAAAGUUCCUGCCAUAAAUGUAAACGAUUCAGUAACAAAGAGUAAAUUCGACAAUCUUUAUGGGUGUAGAGAAUCAUUAAUCGAUGGUAUCAAACGAGCGACAGAUAUCAUGAUUGCUGGAAAGGUCUGUGUGGUUGCUGGAUAUGGAGAUGUUGGAAAAGGUUGCGCACAAAGUCUCAGAGCACUUGGAGGACGUGUGAUAAUCACGGAAAUCGAUCCCAUUAAUGCGUUACAAGCUGCCAUGGAAGGAUACGAGGUAACGACAAUGGAUGAAGCCUCAACCAAAGGACAGAUUUAUGUUACUACCACCGGUUGCAAAGACAUCAUAAUGGGCGAUCAUUUUGUUAAUAUGCCAGAGGAUGCUAUAGUCUGUAAUAUUGGUCACUUCGAUUGCGAGAUUGACGUUGCAUGGCUUGAGAAAAACGCUGUUGAAAAAAUCAACAUUAAACCACAAGUAGACAGAUAUCAACUAAAGAACGGCAGACAUAUUAUCCUCCUUGCGGAAGGUCGGUUGGUUAAUCUUGGAUGCGCCACAGGACAUUCCAGCUUCGUGAUGAGUAAUUCAUUCACAAAUCAGGUAUUGGCACAAAUAGAGUUGUGGACCAAAUCUGAGUCCUAUCCGGUCGGAGUUCACAUGUUGCCGAAAAAAUUGGACGAAGAAGUCGCUGCGUUGCAUUUAAAUCACCUUGGAGUAAAGUUGACCAAAUUGACGGAGGAACAAGCGAAAUAUCUUGGUGUACCUAGAGAAGGACCUUACAAACCUGACUAUUAUCGAUACUAGUUAUUAUUUAAAUUCAGAGGCUCUCAUGUACUUUUUUGAACCAUACAAUUGAAUUGUCAACCAUUGAUCUUUAUAGUUGUUCAUUUAUUAAUUUUAGCCUCAAUAUCGAGUGUUUUGUUAUCUAGAAAAGUUAUAACGAAAAAUCACCGAAACGGGAUUGUGUGUUUUAUAUUGUAUUGUUAUAACUUGCGAACUUUAUUGCUUUAUAUAUAUUGCUUUAUAUUAACUUUUAAAUAAAAAUAUCUUGUUCAACAA